CAGUUGUUAGCCAUUCCCAGCAACCAAGGUGGAGGUGGUAGUGGUGGUGGUGGUGGUGGUGGUGGAGGGUGGUGGUGGUGGUUGAUGGUGGUGAAUGUGGUAGUGGUAGUGGUCAUGGUGGUGGUGACGGUAGUGGUGGAGGUGUGGUGGGGGCAGUAAUGAUGGUGGUGAAUGUGGUAGUGGUGGUGGUGGCCAUGGUGGUGGUGAUGGUAGUGGUGGAGGUGUGGUGGAGGCAGUAAUGAUGGUGGCAGAGGUGGUGGUGGUGGUCAUAAUGGUGGUGAUGGUAGUGGUGGAGGUGUGGUGGAGGCAGUAAUGAUGGUGGCAGAGGUGGUAGCGGUGGUGGUGGUCAUGGUGGUGGUGUGGUGGGGGCAGUAAUGGUGGUGGUGGAGGUGGUAGUGGUGGUGGUGGCCAUGGUGGUGGUGAUGGUAGUGGUGGAGGCGUGGUGGAGGCAGUAAUGAUGGUGGCAGAGGUGGUAGUGGUGGUGGUGGUCAUGGUGGUGGUGACGGUAGUGGUGGAGGUGUGGUGGAGGCAGUAAUGAUGGUGGCGGAGGUGGUAGUCGUGGUGGUGGUCAUGGUGGUGGUGACGGUAGUGGUGGAGGUGUGGUGGGGGCAGUAAUGAUGGUGGUGAAUGUGGUAGUGGUGGUGGUGGCCAUGGUGGUGGUGAUGGUAGUGGUGGAGGUGUGGUGGAGGCAGUAAUGAUGGUGGCAGAGGUGGUAGUGGUGGUGGUGGUCAUGGUGGUGGUGACGGUAGUGGUGGGUGUGGUGGAGGCAGUAAUGAUGGUGGCGGAGGUGGUAGUCGGUGGUGGUGGUCAUGGUGGUGGUGACGGUAGUGGUGGAGGUGUGGUGGAGGCAGUAAUGAUGGUGGCGGAGGUGGUAGUGGUGGUGUGGUCAUGGUGGUGGUGGUCAUGGUGGUGGUGAUGGUAGUGGUGGAGGUGUGGUGGAGGCAGUAAUGAUGGUGGCAGAGGUGGUAGUGGUGGUGGUGGUCAUAAUGGUGGUGAUGGUAGUGGUGGAGGUGUGGUAGAGGCAGUAAUGAUGGUAGUGGAGGUGGUAGUGGUGGUGGUGGUGGUAGUGGUGGUGAUGGUCAUGGUGGCGGAGGUGGUAGUGGUG
Porites lobata is the source of this 1105-nucleotide messenger RNA. NCBI's taxonomy places the organism in Eukaryota, Metazoa, Cnidaria, Anthozoa, Scleractinia, Poritidae. The record is from the annotation of a GenBank genome assembly.